AUGGCAUACGUCAUUUUGCUUGUAACAAACGGCUCAUAUGAGCGUUUUGGCAUGAAGAUGGUAGGAGCACCAAAGGAUCAUAACUUUGCUGGAUUUGUUAUAUACGACUGCUUCCUUUCUCGAAUAAGCUCUAUCCUUCAUCUCACCAUUCUAUUAUUCCUUUCUGUUCAUUAUUGUAAUCUUUUAUUUUAUUUCUCCUUUCUUAAGCAGGUCUUCAGAAUGGAUAUGCUUAUAAUUCCUAGUAAAGCAAAGGUUCUCAUGCUUCAUGGUCAUGCAGAAUCAGGACCUUCUUUUCAUCAAAGAACUAAGCGUCUGGAAACGCAUCUACACAACACAUUCCCAGCAGCACCUCAUCCAAAACACCACCCUCUGUUCCCUGGUGGCAUAGAAUUACAUUACCCAACAGGACCCAUUAAGCUCAAUGCUGCAGAAGCCACUCGUGGUGGUGGCCAUGAAAAGGAGUUCCGUCCUCAUAGCACCUCUGACCCUUUCCGCAACCCUCUGAGAGGAAAGCCGGAAUCAGAUGCCUACGCAUGGGGAGUUGGAGACUUGCAAAAAUGCGAAGAUAUUGCAGGACUAAACGACUCUAUCUCUUUCGCUCUUGAGUACAUGCAAGAUAAUGGCCCGUUCGUGGGAGUCGUUGGUUUCUCUUCUGGUGCGACCCUGGCGGUCAUCUUGGCUUCAUUGCUGGAGCAUCCAAAGUCUGUCAAGGGAUUUCAAUAUCCACCUAAUUUUAACCACCCCGCAUUAUACUUCGCUCUCUGCUACUCCGGUUUCAAACUGACCUCAUCAACAUACAAACCCAUCUACAACCCCAAAAUCUCCACACCUACACUUCACGUAAUAGGCAGUAUGGACAAAAUGACCGAAGAAGCACGCACAUUGCAACUGGUGAAGAAAUGUCGGAAAGCGAGAGUAGUUUACCACCCUGGAACCCAUUAUGUCCCCACACGAAGCGCGUUCCUGGAGAUCGCUGUGGAGUUUGUGGAAGAAGCUAUUGGCGGUGGCGUUGAUGAGGAUUGGUCCGAUUGGGACGAUUGUUAG
Glarea lozoyensis ATCC 20868 is the source of this 1044-nucleotide messenger RNA. RefSeq names its product alpha/beta-Hydrolase. NCBI's taxonomy places the organism in Eukaryota, Fungi, Ascomycota, Leotiomycetes, Helotiales, Helotiaceae. The record is from RefSeq and is a predicted model, not a curated record. Gene Ontology annotation, cellular component: nucleus; cytoplasm. The coding region runs from base 1 to 1044 and encodes 347 amino acids. The transcript has 3 exons.